Messenger RNA from Guyanagaster necrorhizus, 770 nucleotides. Its product is annotated as diaminohydroxyphosphoribosylamino-pyrimidine deaminase. Gene Ontology annotation, molecular function: diaminohydroxyphosphoribosylaminopyrimidine deaminase activity. Bases 17 to 544 code for a protein of 175 amino acids. NCBI's taxonomy places the organism in Eukaryota, Fungi, Basidiomycota, Agaricomycetes, Agaricales, Physalacriaceae. The transcript has a single exon. The record is from RefSeq and is a predicted model, not a curated record.
CAGAGGCCUUGACAAGAUGAGCACCGACGUCGAUGAACAGGUCGCGUUCAUGCGCCUUGCGCUGGCGGAGGCAGAAAAAUGUCAGGCGUCUCCUACAGCGUUUUGCGUGGGCUGCGUUCUAGUACUGAGAUGGCCUGAUAAUGGCACCCCUGCCGUUGUCUCUACAGGUUAUUCUAGGGAACUCGAAGGAAAUACACACGCUGAAGCCAACGCCCUUACAAAGCUACACUCUCUCCCACAGGAUAAGCUUUGCCAUAUAUUUUCCGCAUCCUCUGUACCAUUUUCACUCGACAUCGGUGAAAUCUUGGCUCGUCUCGACGUAUAUACAACCAUGGAGCCCUGCUCCAUCCGAACAUCCGGGCUGGCGCCCUGUGCAGAUGCUUUGAUAGCCGCCAAGAUCAAGCGGUGUUUUAUCGGUGUAGGGGAGCCCGCCGAUUUUGUCACCUGUGAAGGUGCACAGAAGCUAAAGGAUGCUGGCAUAGAGGUUGUGUGGGUAGAAGGCUUGGAGGAAGAAAGUCUUCGAGUUGCUCGUCGCGGCCAUUAAUACUCUCGCUUCAUUCCUUCGCUCGCUGAAUUACCGUUUUACGGAUUACUUUUCCUGGAAAGGGCUUAGUGUGGUACAUGUGUAAAGGGUCCUAGUCUUCCGUCCAUUGGUUUCCGGUAUUGAUCACUUUGGUAUAGCCAUGAAGAAUAUCAUACAAUUGUAUUGGGAGCCGACUAUAGCCUUUCAACAGACGCGCUUUCGGCCGUGUCUCGCUUCACGGCUUGAU